AUAAAAUCGGAAGGAAUUUCCUCAAAAAGUAUCAGAAAUAUUCAGUUUGUCAAAAAAGAAAGUUUAAGAGUUAAAAAUGAAGUUCUUAAUAAGUUUCAUACUUCUAGGAUUAUCAGGCAGAGCACUAGGUGGUGGUUAUACAGAUUGCGGGGCUCUACAUGCUAAUUACUUAGUCUUGCUUCAGGCUUCUCAGUACUUAUUAAAUGAAACAUUGAUUUUUGUGAACAGCACGGUGCAUUCAUAUCCAUACGUUGGAAACAGCUACAUUGGAAAUUUGGAAUGUAAUCUUGAUGUAAGUAUCCAAACAAUGGUUAUGGGAACAAGUCAGCUAUCAGGAAUAAGUCCUGAUUAUAUCUUUGGGAUUUUUAAUGGAACCAUCAAUCCACCAUUUGUAUCUCCACUUGAUUGUAUUCGAUUUGAAUUAUUGUCAUUCAACACGUAUGUCCAAAACCUUACUGAAAAUGUUAUUCCUGAAAUGAAAACACAUGUGAUUCGUUCUCCAAUCAACGAAAGCACUCCAUGUCCAACUGUUGUACAAAUACAAAGUCAAUACUUUGCUAAUGCUGCUACAAUUGUAACUAGUGGAAUUAAUGUUGCAACAAUUGCUUCAGCCGCUUUUGCAAGCGUUGGAUUGUCAAGCUUAUUCUUGAACCUUAUUGAUUCAUCAAAAAUAUGUACUUUCAAGAUCACGGCAGAUAGUUAUGUUGAAUUUUACAAUGUUAACUCAACUAUCGUUGAUGCUUUCAUUGCAAAUCAAUCAACUCCUCUUCCAGCACCGAUAAGCUGUGUCAGAGGUAUACUUAUAUCACAAAUCGAAAGCAUUAACUCUACAUAUAAUAAUAUCAACAACAGUAUUGCUAACCCGAGUAUACCAUCAAGAUGUGAACCAUUCUAUAGUGAUUUUAGGGCUUUUAAGAUCAAGUGGUUCCAAUACAUUGAUCAACUUCGUUUUAAUACUAUAAACAUUUCUGUUGAAAAUCCUGUGCUGACUCCAUUCUUCAUUGCUGAUCUCAUUUGUGAAUUGGAUGUAAUGAUUAUGUUUGCCGCUAAUGCAACAAGCUUUUUAUCUGGUGUCGAUCCUGAAAUAGUUUAUGCGAUUUUAAAUGGAGAAACUGUUAACCCACUUCCAGCGCCUUUAGAUUGUGUUGAAACUGAUUUGAUCUACAUGAAGAAUGAAAUUGCAUUUUUGGUCAAUAAUGUAAUUCCUGGGUAUGGAAACUUUGCAAUCAAUUCUACAAGUGACACUUCGACAUGUAAUACUACAUACACAGCACUUACAGGCUAUGUUGUACAAUUGGUAGACUUAUUGAACAUGAAAGGAUUCUUUGUAACUUCUGCAACUGCUCUUUUCACAUCCACAAAUCUGAGUGAUUUGUUCCUUGAAUCAUUUACAUCAAUCAUUGAUUGCAUUCCAGACUUAGUAGCCAAAUAUGUAGGUGCAGCCCUAAAUGCUGAUGGAUCUGCAGUCAAAUCUUAUGUUAAUGGCAAUCGCAAAUCACUUCCAUAUCCAUUUAGUUGUGCUGAAAUUUUGAUUGACAUCACCAAUAGUUUAAUGAAUCAAGCAUUGGUUAACUAUGUCACUGAAUCUCCAAACAAUUUGGUUUUACCAAAUAUUCCAAAAUUCAGAGGAUAGACAAACAAAGGCAGUAGAAUUAAGAUUCCUUUUAUACACUUUUAUUUAUCAGAACUUAUCAAAUAAAAUAUCAAUAAAGAUUUAAUCAUCCAUUAAUUUUGUUGACUUGAUAAUUUGAGCAUUUAGGAAAGUCCUUUGGUGGCUUUACCAUCUGAUUGAUUUCUCCGACUUGUACAAUCAAUGACAUUCCCUAAAAUCAAAAUAUUAGCAUUACUUGCAAUGAAAUUAAGCAUAUCCAACUUACAGUUUCUAAAUGCCAAUCAAAGUGACAGUGGAACAACCAAAAUCCGGGAUUAUCAGCACGAAAUCGUAGUCGAACAUAUCCAGGAUAUGGAAGUAUGCAUGUGUCUUUAUAUGGUGGUCUACUAUGUGUUUCAUUUGGAAUGCCACCGUUUUUAACCCAACCAGGAAUUGGCUUUUUAUCAUAGACUCCCAUAUCAACAAUAUGAAAUUUAUGACCAUGUAAAUGGAUGGGAUGAGGUAUUUGGUCAUCAACAUUUACAACAAUGAAUUCAACAAUUGAAUUAAGGUCAACUUUAAGUCGAUGUAUACAUCUGCAUGCUGUCACAUUUCCAAAUCCAUUAUCUGUGCAGAAUUUUCCUACUGUACUGUUCUCAUUACAGAACAUUGUCUCAUCAAUCAUGUCAGGUUGUGUGAGUAAAGGAAAUGAAGGAUAAAGCAAGCUGAUAUUAUUAAAUGUGCCAAUGUUAUUAAAAUUAACCUUUGUUGUUUCAUCUGGUUAAGUAUUAGAGUUUAAUUAAUAAGUGUACAUGGAUGUCGCUUUUUAAUUGAUAAACUUACAGCUCAUUCGAUAAUGUGUUUUAUUUGAGUAUAAAGCAUCGUCACUAAAUGUUGGUGAAUCGAGGAAUAAAUAAUACUUAUGGUCAGGUUCACCUUUAAUAAUGCUGUCAUCAUACUCGUAAGCAUUGAGUUUUAGAAACGGGAUGUCCUUGACUUUUGGUUUAGGUGAAUUGAAAAUUUUCUGUUUCAAAAACACUUUUGAUUCUCUCGGUGGAUCUUUGUCAACAAACUCUACACUGCUACCUGAUUUGUUUCCAUAUCUCAGUACAGCAAAACCUUCAGUUAUGAUCCGACAAGGCAGCAUAGUUUGAGGUCUAAUCCAAUAGUCUCCUGGAGUUUUAUUCGCAUUUAUAACAAAGUCAAACCUCUCACCAGUCAGUGAAUAUAGAGUAUCAAUAGUAAAUGGCUCAACAUAGCUUAAUUCUGUUGCAAUAAUAGACAUUUCAUGAUGUUCAACUUGCAGCAGGAAGGGACAAACAUUGAAGCCAGAAUUAAUGAAUCGAAAUCGAUACUUUUUGUUUGGUUCUACGUGAUAAAUUGUGAGCGGUGCCAAUUGAUAUGUUUUCGAUGUUUGCUGUGGGAUAUUCAAUUAUGAUUACUGAUUCCACAUUAAUAAAAUUAAUAUUUAUACAUUGAAGAACCUUCCAUGUCCAUUAAUUAGUAUACUUUGUGUAAGUUGUGAACGUGACACAAUUCCGGGGAAAUCAUCUUCAGCGAGAUGAUGCAUCCAGUCUGAUACGAUUAUUAUAUGUUCGGGUAGGUCAUAGUCAUACAAAUGUCUAUUUGGAUUUGUGUUAUCAGGUGCUCGCACAACAAGAGCACCGAAAAUUCCAUUUGCUUUUUGAUGUCCACUAUGACUAUGAUAAAAAUGAGUUCCUUCAUCAUCUGCUGUAAAUGCAUACCUAAAUUUAUUGCCAUAUGGAAUCGGGCACUAGAAAUAAUCAAGUUUAAUAUGUCAAUGUCAAAUUUACAGCUUCAAUUACAAACCUGAGUAAGAUAAGGAGUUCCAUCAAAGUAUUGAGUGCCCAAAAUAUGUCUCAUGCCAUGCCAAUGAAUACUUGUUGCUGUCCCUUCUGCAUCAUUAGUCAAAUCUACCAUAAUCACAUCAUCUUUACAAACAUGAAUAGCAGGUGCAGGCAGUUCGUGAUUCACACUCAAAAAACCACGGCCUAUACCAUCAGCCAUUAUACAUUUGGAAUGAAAGCAAUGUGAUAAGUCACCGUUUGUACAGUUUUGGCAUGCUCUAUUAUAAAG
Messenger RNA from Chironomus riparius, 3688 nucleotides. The record is from the annotation of a GenBank genome assembly. Lineage: Eukaryota; Metazoa; Arthropoda; Insecta; Diptera; Chironomidae.